Messenger RNA from Spinacia oleracea (spinach), 1420 nucleotides. RefSeq lists its product as uncharacterized. The coding region runs from base 325 to 1245 and encodes 306 amino acids. NCBI's taxonomy places the organism in Eukaryota, Viridiplantae, Streptophyta, Magnoliopsida, Caryophyllales, Amaranthaceae. The record is from RefSeq and is a predicted model, not a curated record. The transcript is spliced from 6 exons.
UUGUAGCACUCCGUAUAAAGAUGUCCAGAAAAUGAAAAAUGUUGCUAACACUCUUGAGUCUUGACUCUUGUGUCGACCUGCUCACUCGCCGACUAUUCGAGGACGCCGACAUCCCGACCAAGUCAACAACAGUUUCUACAACUUCAUCUUCUCCAAUCUUCUUCCUACCGGAGAACUUCAUGAAAUUAUCGUUCUUCAGAACUCAAUCGGCAAGUUUCUCUCUCCAUUGACCAAGCUUGAGAUCUCGGCGUCAAAUAUCAAAUAUUGAAUUUGACCUCAAUUCAAUUUUCUGCUUCCAGAAGCACUUAUUCAAGUAUAGCGUCAAUGAGAAACUUGAAUGAGUUUCAAGGUUUCUGGGGCUCAGUGGCUCGGAAGGCUAAAGCGGUCCUUGAUGAUGAAGUUCAACCUGAACAUGUUGAAGCCCCUAGAACAGCUCGUCGUUAUGAAGAUAAUGUUGGUUUAGGACAGCAGGAUGAUCGCCAAUCUCAACCUGCUCAGAGCCGCAAGAAACCAGACAAAGCUGUAUUACGAAAGGGAUUUGGUGCUAUUGCUUCUUCGUUUAAUUAUCUUGGCAAUGCCUUAGAGGAAGGACUUAAUAUUGUGGAAAACCGCACUGCUGACAUCAUACAAGACACUCGCAAUCGAAGGUCGCAUGCCAGAAAAAAAGCUGCCCCUGACUUUUACCAGCAGCCCACAGAUGCAGGACAUGUAAAGGAGCCAUCUGGAACACAGAACCAAAGGUCCUCGGUGGCUCAAACUGAAAUGGACAUCCAAUUGCAGGCAUCUCGCGACGUUGCUAUGGCCAUGGCUGCGAAAACAAAGCUACUCCUUAGAGAGCUAAAGAGUUACAAAGCUGACCUUGCUUUUGCCAAGGAGCGGUGUGCUCAGCUGGAGGAAGAAAACAGGAUACUUCGUGAGAGUAUGGAGAACGGAGACAACCCAGAAGAUGAUGAAUUGAUACGACUUCAAUUAGAAACCCUACUGGCAGAGAAGGCUCGGUUGGCUCAAGAGAAUGCUUUCUUUGCUCGCGAGAACCGUUUCUUACGCGAGGUUGUUGAAUAUCAUCAGCUCACCAUGCAGGAUGUCGUCUACCUAAACGAAAGGAGUGAAGAAAUAACGGAAGUUUACCCUACUUCCAAGGUACCAGGUGCCACUAACCUGAACGAUGUAGCUACAAUGCCAUCUCUAUCACCUUCUGUUCAUGCAUCUGAGCUUGUAUUUGAAGAAAACCCGAGUUUUAAAUGAGGCACAGCCAACGAGCCUCUUGUUGUAGUCGUAGUUAGUGUUUUUUUUUUCCCUUUUGGUUCAGGUUCGAGGACUACAUUGGAGCAACUGCUUUUGUGUUCUCUCCAUAUGUGCUUCCUAUAACUCCAUAUAUUCGUAUUACACAGCCUUCCCCUGCUAGGGAAGUAUUAUUUUA